Molecule: messenger RNA, 1572 nt
Organism: Saccharomyces kudriavzevii IFO 1802
Lineage: Eukaryota; Fungi; Ascomycota; Saccharomycetes; Saccharomycetales; Saccharomycetaceae
Gene: STE7
Product: mitogen-activated protein kinase kinase STE7
Exons: 1
Coding region: 1-1572 (523 amino acids)
Biological process (GO): protein phosphorylation; MAPK cascade
Molecular function (GO): ATP binding; MAP kinase kinase activity
Source: RefSeq, a predicted model, not a curated record
AUGUUUCAACGGAAGACUUUGCAAAGGCGGAAUUUGAAGGGCCUUAAUCUCAACCUGCAUGCAGAUAUGAGCAGUAAUGGCCAAUUGCAAGAAAAGACAGAGGCUCAUCAAGAGCAUUCUCGAAUAGAGGGCCACGUGAUGUCCAACAUCAACGCCAUAAAGAACAGCAGCAACUUGUUUUUGCGAAGAGGUCUCAAAAAAAAACUGACAUUGAAUGCAAAUGCCGAUGAGCAGGCAGAACUGAAGCCAAGCUCCGUGGUAGUACAGCGACCGCAAAAUGAAUCUGUUUUGGUCAUGUCAUCAUUGUCUCAAUCUCCAUGUGUGUCAUCAUCUUCUUCUUUGUCAACGCCGUGCAUUAUAGAUGCCUACAGUAAUAAUUUUGGGCUAUCGCCAUCAUCCACGAAUUCCACUACCUCCACGAUCCAGGGAUCGUCCAACGCCGCAACACCUGUAGAAAAUGAACACUCGAUAUCACUACCGCCAUUGGAAGAAAGCCUAUCACCGACCACAGCAGAUUUGAAGGAUACGUUAUCGGGAAACUCAAGCGAUAAUUACAUCCAACUUCAGGAUUUGGUUCAGUUGGGCAAAAUUGGUGCUGGGAAUUCUGGAACUGUAGUUAAGGCAUUGCAUGUUCCCGAUUCUAAAAUCGUGGCCAAAAAGACCAUUCCCGUGGAACAGAACAAUAGCACCAUCAUCAAUCAAUUAGUUAGAGAGUUAUCUAUUGUCAAAAACGUCAAGCCUCACGAAAAUAUCAUAACCUUCUAUGGUGCGUAUUAUAAUCAGCAUAUAAACAACGAAAUCAUUAUCUUAAUGGAAUACUCAGAUUGCGGUUCAUUAGAUAAAAUACUAUCUGUUUAUAAGAGAUUCGUUCAAAGAGAAACUAUUUCGAAUAAAAAAACCUGGUUUAAUGAGCUAACAAUAUCGAAGAUAGCAUGCGGCGUGCUCAAUGGGCUGGAUCAUUUGUACCGACAGUAUAAGAUCAUCCACCGUGAUAUUAAGCCUUCUAAUGUUUUAAUUAAUAGUAAAGGGCAGAUUAAACUCUGUGAUUUUGGAGUUUCCAAAAAACUGAUAAAUUCCAUAGCUGACACAUUUGUUGGGACAUCCACUUACAUGUCACCAGAGAGGAUACAGGGGAAUGUUUAUUCCAUCAAGGGUGAUGUUUGGUCGCUGGGGUUAAUGAUUAUCGAGCUAGUGACUGGGGAGUUCCCACUUGGCGGACACAAUGACACGCCUGAUGGAAUAUUGGAUUUGUUGCAACGGAUCGUUAACGAGCCUUCACCGAGGUUACCCAAAGGCCGUGUUUUUUCCAAAGAAUUGACAGAUUUCGUCAACCGAUGUUGUAUUAAAAACGAAAGGGAAAGAUCAUCGAUCAAUGAAUUACUACACCAUGAUCUCAUAAUGAAAUAUUCGUCACCAUCCAAGGAUGAAAAAUUUAGGCACUGGUGUAAAAAAAUCAAAUCUAAGAUAAAGGAAGAUAAGAGAAUCAAAAGAGAAGCAUUGGAUCGUGCCAAGCUGGAAACCAAGGCAAACAGAAAAUCUAACGAUCUGAAUGCGUCCACUAAAACCAGUUAG